AUGGCUGAUAACUUGGACAUGUUCAGAAAGUUGAGUGAGCAUUUGAUCCUGAUCAUCAUCUCUUUCCUUCCCUUCAAAGAAGCCGUAAGGACUAGCGUUUUGUCCAAGCGUUGGCGUUACAUAUGGCAUGAAACAAGGAACAUUGAGUUUGAUGAGAGAGCCUUUGUAGAUGUUCGUGAAUCUCAAGAAAUGCAAGCCUCUCAAAGAAGGGGUUUCAUGGAUUUUGCACUACAACGGAUCCAAAACUAUCAAGGACGUGAUAUAGAUAAGUUUCAACUCACAUUAUCUAAGCCUGAAAAUUUUAAUGGGGAUAUACAACGUUGCAUUUCAUUUGCCAUCAUACAUAAUGUGAAAGGUUUAGGCCUUGAUUUUUCUGACCCAACAUGGGCAGAAGAUAACCUUGAUAAUCAUGCAGCGUUGUUUGAUUUGCCAUUAAAUGUGUUUGGACAUAUAGUUCUUGAAUCUAUAAAGUUGUUCUCCUGCAAUUUUCGUAACUCUGACUUCAUGAACUUUGCAGCACUGAAGCAAGUCUCUUUCGGUUGGCUGGAAUUAUCACUGAGUUUUAUUAAAGCCUUGUUAAGGAAUUGUCCCUUGCUAGAGAGUUUGAGUUUGAAGAAGUGUUGGAACUUGGAUCAUCUUGAAAUCAGUGGACCAAAUUUGAGGCUGAAAUGUUUUGUUGCGGAUAACUGUUCUCUAAUUUCCAAUGAGAUUGUCAUUGAAGCGCCAAAUUUAAGGUUCUUCAAAUAUUCUUGGACAAUUCCUCAUUUUGAAUUUGAAAUACACCCAGCCCAUAUGGAAGAAGCAGAUCUAAGCUUUGGGAUGGAGUUGGAUUAUGAUGAAUCUAUAGGAUAUGAUCUCUAUAAACUCCGUCUACAACUUUAUCCAAUCAAGGUUUUGACUAUUUGCACCUUUAUGCUUCAGAGGCUUAUGUUAAAUAGUGUGGAGGCUGAGUUUCUGCGAAAACUGCAAAAGCAAAAGCAGAAGCUUAUUCCCCAUGGAGAUGAACCACUGCGGAUGGAAUAUGACAUGAACAUAAGACACUUGAUAUUGAAGACUUCUAUGCAUCCAUAUGAAUUCUUCGGAAUCGUAUUCUUAUUUAACAGCUCUCCUUAUCUGGAGAAUCUUACAUUGGAUAUAGGCCCGGGAAGAAUUUUUUAUGAUUACUCCUCUCCAGUCGAGGGCGAAAACCUUGAUAGGUUCUGGCUUGAGCGCUCCAUCAGAUACACAUGUGUCGUCAAAAGUCUCAAGAUUGUGGAGGUAAAAGGCUUUAAGGGGACAUUGCAUGAACUGUGCUUGCUAGGCCGCUUGAUUAUCUAUGGUAAGGUCUUGCAACACAUGUAUGUUACUGUUUCAAAGGAAGAGGAUGGUAGUGGUGGAAAUGAGAACUUAUACCGAGCAAGAGCUAAUGGGAUGCUGGCAUUCCCAAGAGCCUCCUCAACUCUGCAAAUAUCAAUCAAUUAA
Molecule: messenger RNA, 1461 nt
Organism: Quercus lobata
Lineage: Eukaryota; Viridiplantae; Streptophyta; Magnoliopsida; Fagales; Fagaceae
Product: F-box protein At3g62230-like
Exons: 4
Coding region: 1-1461 (486 amino acids)
Molecular function (GO): protein binding
Source: RefSeq, a predicted model, not a curated record